AUGUCCAAGGAAGAUCAAAUACCUGCCGCUCCGGUUGCCACUCCAGCAGCUGCCGCCUCCAAACCUGAAAAAGAAGUUCAAACCUUAGAGGAGGAUGAUGAGUUCGAAGAUUUCCAGGAGGAAACCUGGCUAGAUGAACAUGAUGUGGGCAAGCAAGACCAAGGUAAAUUGUGGGAUGAAGAUUGGGAUGAUGAAGAUGUCGAAGAUGACUUUGCCCAACAGUUGAAAUCUGAAUUGGCUAAAGUUCAAACCAAAUAA
Saccharomycopsis crataegensis is the source of this 258-nucleotide messenger RNA. RefSeq names its product proteasome regulatory particle lid subunit SEM1 (gene SEM1). NCBI's taxonomy places the organism in Eukaryota, Fungi, Ascomycota, Saccharomycetes, Ascoideales, Saccharomycopsidaceae. The record is from RefSeq and is a predicted model, not a curated record. Bases 1 to 258 code for a protein of 85 amino acids. Gene Ontology annotation, cellular component: proteasome regulatory particle, lid subcomplex; proteasome complex. The transcript is spliced from 3 exons. Gene Ontology annotation, biological process: proteasome assembly; mRNA export from nucleus; double-strand break repair via homologous recombination.